GAUGAAUUCAAGAGAGACUAUCUUCUCAAAAUACCAAUUCUGUAGCUUCAAGCCUAAUUCCACCCUUGAGGAUAAGAGAUUCAUUGCAAGACUCAGCCUCCUGCACAACCAGACUCAAGACAUUGAGACACUUCCAAGUUGUAAGGACGGAAUCAAGCAACUCUCAAGCUUUGUAGACAAACGAAUUGAGGGAGGAGCCCUUAAGUCUAAUCUAACUUUGCUGGGAAUUCCUUCAAAUGUAGACCACGAAUUUGCUCUGAAAGAUUUAUCCUCCCAAACAAAGCGGGAGAGAAAGCACCCAAAAGUGUUACUUCCCUUGAAAAAUAAGCGUGAAAUCAAGGCUUUCAGUGUUGAAUCUAAGCUCAGGAUCAAGAAUUGUAGGAAAAUAAGAGCCUUGUCACAAGGCCAUUCCCUUUGGGACGACAGGUCUACAAAUUACCCCAAGAGUACUAGCCAAAAUCCUUCUUUUAAGCAAUGGACGCAGGAUACCAGCGAUCCACUCCAGCCAAGCAUCAGGAAUUUUGAGCCAACACUUCUUGCAAUGAAUGGACACUCCACUUUGAGGAAGAAUCUCCCCAGAGGAGAUACCCUAAAGCAGGAUUUCUUCGAGAACAAGGCUCUUGGCAACCACAAGCAAUUCUCAUCAGCUAGGAAACCAGCUCCUAGUCAGAGAAGAGAUCUAAAAAAUCACCUCACCAAGAAGAGGUUUGAUUUCAUCAAGCCACAUAAUAUUUCGAAGAAGUUCGAUGUUAAGAACCUUCCUUUGACGAUCAGGAAGCCUUGUUUUGGGAACAUCCCCAGUUACGAUACCAGAAAGUGUACUCCCAAACAAUCCCAGAAGAAGUCCUCCCAAAACGAAUCAAAUAGCUUCUUGAAUAAGUUGGAGGAAUCUUUAAAUCAGAGACAAGCUGAAUAUGAACUCCCUCGGUUUAGAGAGGACAAGAAGCAGAAAGGCUCCCGAGAAUCAGAGCAUGUCAUCCCGGAAAGCUCUGAUCUCUGCUAUCUCACCUUCUAUCCACUCUCUCAUAAAGCGAGGGUUGGCCAGUAGAUUGCCGGCCAGGAAUUCAUUCACCAAAAUAAGCUAGAUAGAAUAAUAUCUAUAUUAUCAUAAACUUUCCCAUGAAAUUUUAGCUCAAUGAUGAAUGAAUCUUCUGACUCUAAUUGCAUAUAUCCCACCUCUGCAUAAUCCUAAAAUCAGUGGAUGGAUAGAUUGGAGGCCGA
Moneuplotes crassus is the source of this 1221-nucleotide messenger RNA. Lineage: Eukaryota; Ciliophora; Spirotrichea; Euplotida; Euplotidae. The record is from the annotation of a GenBank genome assembly.